Messenger RNA from Anopheles coustani, 1939 nucleotides. RefSeq names its product zinc finger protein 883. The record is from RefSeq and is a predicted model, not a curated record. The transcript is spliced from 11 exons. NCBI's taxonomy places the organism in Eukaryota, Metazoa, Arthropoda, Insecta, Diptera, Culicidae. The coding region runs from base 168 to 1865 and encodes 565 amino acids.
CUUAAGAGAAGCAUCGGUAGCUUUGCUGGAAUUGGUACACAAAUCGCUUUUUUGUGGGUGUUGCAAUGAUAUUUUGAAUUUGACUUGAGUACCCUCGCCCGCCGCCACUGGUCCGUGCUCGUGUGUGUUUAUCUCAAGGUUUAUGUUUUAAAGGAAUCUCGAAAGGGAUGAUGCCCAACUUCUACGAUGGCUCGCGCCCCACGAUGGUGCCCACUAGCUCCAACCUACCGGUGCUGUUGGGGAACACCGCCAAUCAAGGGGACCCGAACGCCAAGAAAUUGGUACAUUUCGAUCUUGAAGCGACUUUGCAGACUAUCGAUAACGAAGUUCUCGAUGGCGAAGAAGGCAGCUGCCCGAUAUGCAAUAAAACAUUCAGCCGCAAAACUUCACUGCUCAAUCACAUCCGCAAUCAUUCGGCGGAGAAGAAAUACGUGUGCGAGUUUUGUCAGAAAGGUUUCACUCAACAGGCUAAUCUUCGAAAUCAUGUGCGAAUUCACACUAACGAAAGACCGUACGUUUGCGUUGACUGUGGAAAGGCCUUCACUCAGAUAACAAAUCUGAAUAAUCACAGACGAUUGCAUACCGGCGAACGACCAUAUGUUUGUAUUGAAUCCAACUGUGGCCGCUCAUUUGCGCAGGUCACUAACUUAAACAACCAUAUGAAAACGCACCACAAGACCACCCUGUACGUAUGCAAUCAGUGUCCACGCAAAUUUAGCCAAGUUACUCAAUUGAACCUUCAUUUAAUUACCAACCACAGUUCGACUAGAGGGUUUUUCUGUCCGCAGUGUCCCGAUAAGUCGUUUAAGCAACAAUCGCACCUGCAGCAACACAUGAAAAUACAUGGCACAAACUUCGGCUAUUCUUGCACCAAGUGCGAAGAAAAGUUUAUUCAAGAAUCUCACCUCGUGCUGCACAUGAAGCAGCAUGGCGAUUACGCCUGCAACAUGUGCUCGAUGACUUUUAACGAUGAAGUGCUGCUGAAGAAGCACGUGCAAAGGCAUGUCGACGGGAGAUACCUCACCUGUCCCGUGAUAAGUUGCGGCGAAGGAUUCACUAUGAAAAAUCAUCUGACGAAGCACAUGCAGAUGCACCAUCCCGCCGUUGAUCUCAAAAAGCUUGGCGCCGAAGGUGGGACGGAUAAGACACCCAAGCACUACUGCCAUUAUCACAACUGCAACGAUUCGUUCGACAGUGCGGAUGGGUUGAGCAAUCAUUUGCGAGUGGCACACGGUCUUCCCAUUGCCCUUCCGCUUCCGUUGCCGAUCGACGAUAAGAAGUUGAUCCAACACGGUCUUCACGGGCUGAACGGGAUCGAAACCCCACCUCCACCGCCACCGCAUUUACUCCACGCGCAGCUACACCCGGCAGCAUCGGUGAUGAACGCCAGCUUCCAGUCAUAUCAAAAUCAGAUCAACCAGGCAAAUCAGCAGACCAGCAACGGCGACAACAAACAAAAGGUUCUAUCUGUAUCAGAACUGCUUAAUAUAAAUGAGCAUUUGAACCAACAUCAACAAGUACAGCACCAACAGCAGCAACAACAGCAGCAAAACCAUCAACAGCAGCAACAUCUUCAGCAGCAGCAACAACAGCAGCAGCAGCAGCAACAUCACCACCAGCAACGAUCCGAGAUGGCUAUGAAAGUGGACAUCGAUCAAAACAUUGAAGAAAAAAUGAACAAUUUCAAUAGAAUUAAGACGGAACUGCAAGCCAACAUGUUGGCUCAGACACAGAACCUGUUCGGUAUCUCGAAUACGCUGAACAACACGUUUACGGGCCCACCGAAACUGAUCUGCACCUACUGCUAUAACGUCUUCAAGACGCCCCAAACGUUGUCGCGUCAUAUUGAGAAGUUCCACAGCUAAAUAGUGCCGUUGUGGUGUGUCCUUACCCUUUUGAUUAUCUUCAUCCUGUACACCCAAACGGUCUCCCAUAAAGA